Racocetra fulgida is the source of this 2991-nucleotide messenger RNA. NCBI's taxonomy places the organism in Eukaryota, Fungi, Glomeromycota, Glomeromycetes, Diversisporales, Gigasporaceae. The record is from the annotation of a GenBank genome assembly.
AUGGAAUCUGAAACUAGUCCAAUGUUUACUAAUUCACUUAUGAUGGAACCUUCGACAAAACUUAAUGGUAUUACAUCGAUUGUACGAGAUCCAUCAAGGUCAUCAGUAGCCGAACUUAGACGAUUAUCUAGUCUAAAAGGCCGUAUUCGUCUUCAAAAAACUGGUGAGCGACGUAAUUCACGUAAUUGGAUGGAUCAACAACGAAAAAAUCUUCAGGCAUAUGAAUACUUGUGCCACAUUGGAGAAGCUAAAGAGUAUGCAUAUGCAUCAGGAGUAGUUAUGCCAAGUUUUGCUAAUGUUGGAAAUAUAUUGUCGGCUGAAUUAAACGAACCUCCACCCAUGGAAAUGGCGGAAUCAGAAGAAGUGUCAAACGAAAUGUCAAACGAAAUGUCAAAAGAAAUGUCAAAAGAAAUGUCAGAAGGAAUGUCAGAAGAAGAAACAAUUGCACGUACUUAUAUUGCAAGGAAAAAUUUAUUGGAAAGGCGCGCUUUACAUGAAUAUUCUUUGCCUUUUAUAGUACAACUUCAGUCACAGAUUAGGGGAUGGUUAGUACGUGUAGAAUGGAAUCAACGAUUAAGUCAAAUGGAAAGAUUAGAAAAAUGGGCUGUAAACCUUCAGUCCCUUGCACGUGGCGCGUUGGCUCGAUCAAAAUUUCGUGAUAAAUCUGCUCAUUAUCAAAAAAAUGUUGACAAGAUUAUUAAAAUUCAAAGUUUAUACCGAGCUAAACAUGCUGGUGAUGCUUAUAGGAUAUUAGAAAAUAAUCCUCCUGUGACAACUAUAAAAAACUUUAUUCAUUUAUUAAAUGAUAGUGAUUUUGAUUUUGAUGAAGAAAUUGAGUUGGAACGUUUACGCCAAGCUGUCAUUCAACGUAUUCGAGAGAAUAAUCAAUCCGAAGAUCUUUUGAAUCAACUUGAUAUAAAGAUAGCACUUUUGAUUAAAAAUCGUAUAACUAUUGAUGAAGUCUUGGCCGUAGCAAAUCCAAAAAAACGAAAUCGUCGUCUUUCUCAACUUAACUCACCCCAAAGUCCUUUCUCAUUAAAAUCUCUUGAUAAAGUAUCACAUCGUCGUUUAGAACUUUAUCAACAAUUAUUUUAUUUAUUACAAACUCAACCAAUAUAUCUUGCCAAAUUAUUUUUUAUUAUGAACAAAAUGAGUUUCCCUGAUAAAACCAAAAAAUUAGUUGAGGGAGUAGUAUUGACAUUAUUUGGUUACGCUCAAAAUGCAAGAGAGGAAUAUUUAUUACUUAAAUUAUUUCAAAAAAGUAUGAUACAAGAAUUAGAAAAUAUGGAUUCUUUACAAGAAUUUUUACGAGGAAAUUUCAUGUUUAUGAAAUUAGUUGUACAUUAUAAUCGUGGAGCAAAAGAAAGAAAAUUUCUUAGAGAUCUUCUUUCACCAUUAGUUAAAAAAAUAAUGGAUGAUGAAUCAAUGGAUUUGGAAACUGAUCCUUUAAAAAUUUAUCGAAAUUUAAUUAAUGUAGAAGAAUUAAGAACUGGUUUACCAUCAAAUCGUCCAUCGGAUAUUUCUCAACAAGAUGCUUUAAAUGAUCCGGAAACUCGAACUGUUUUUAUUCAUCAUUUACAACGACUUCGUAAAGAAACUGAAACUUUCUUAACUACUAUUACUAAUUCGAUUGGAAAAUUACCUUUUGGUAUUAGAUAUAUUGCAAAAGAAUUAAAAAAAUCUUUGCUUACCAAGUUUUCUUCGGAAAGAUUUGAUGUUAUUGAUACUGUUGUUAGCCCAAUGCAACGUAAAAAUUUGGCCGAGAUUUCAAAAAUGUUGAACCAAAUCUCUGUAGGAAAAUUAUUUAGUGAAGAUAAUAUUUAUCUCCAACCAUUGAAUGAAUAUGUUGCAUAUGCGGGAGAUAGAUUUUUAAAAUUCUUUAAAGAAGUUACGGAAGUUGGUGAAGCAGAAUCGUUCUUUGGUAUCGAUGAAUUCGAUGAUCUAACCAAAACCAAUAAGCCAAUCAUAUAUAUUUCACCAAUUGAAGUAUUUUCAAUGCAUGAAUUAUUAAUGCAACGAUUAGAAGAUAUAGCACCACAACCUAAUGAUAUAUUACGACAAAUAUUUAACGAACUCGGUGAAGCACCACCUAUAGAAGAAGAUCAAAAUGAUGCUGGUACAAAGGAAAUAUCAUUAACACUUACAAGUAGAUUGGCUUUAGAAGCAAUGAAUGAUCCAGAUGCAGAAAUUAAACAUUUAUUUGUUGAAACUAAACGUCUGGUAUUAUUAGUAAUGCGAGUUCAAAAUGGUGAAAAUCUUUUAGAUAUACUUGUAAAAGCAGUUACAGAACAAGAUGAAAAAGUAUAUGCAGAAAUUUGUAAAGCUGAUAAAAAAAAGAAAGAACGUCAAUCAAUAUAUGGUUCAAAUGAUCUCUCAGAAAUGAAAUUUUUAGAUUUAAAGAAAUUAACACUUCAGAAUAUAUUAAGGCUUGAGAAAGAAAGAAAGAUUUACCGAAAGAAUAAUUACCAAGAACUGUUGAAUGCUAUCGCUAUUGAUAUCAGGAAUAAACAUCGAAGGAGAGUGCAAAGGCAAAAAGAAUUAAGGCAAUUAAGGCAAACGUUGGUGAAUUUGGAUGAAAAAAGAGUACACCUUGAUGAUCAGAUUAAAACUUAUAAUGAUCACAUUGAUGUUUGUAUGCAACAAUUGACUAAUAAGAAAGGAGAACUUCAAAAAUCUGGUAAAGUUCCUCGGUUUGGUUCAUUCAAGUAUACCGCUCAACGAUUACGUGAAAAAGGUGUAUUACUUUCUAUCAGUGGAUAUUCAACCUUUGAUAAGAUUAGUUUUACAAUAUCAUCAGAUGAGGUGGGAAUAUUUUCAAUAGAAGCUUCAUUUGCUGGCGUUCCUGUACCUGGUGCUUCAAUGGAACUUAGAUUGGAAGAUUUAUUACAAAGUCAAUUUAAUAAUACACAAGUUAUGAGUCUUUUUGAUGGUGUCGCUAAAGUUAAUGUUAAUUUAUUGAUAUUUUUGAUUAAUAAGAAAUUUUUUGUGUAA